CAGGCUGCUGCUGCUGCUGCUGCAGCUGGAGUUCGAGCUGUCACACAAACCGAACUAACAACAACACAGCGGCGGAGGGACACUUCUUGUCCUGGGAUUGUCUGCGGCAUGAUGGAGCUGCUAUGGGGUGGGUCGUACACCCUGUGACAUGGAGGCCAAAGCAGGAUCCUCCCACCUUGCACCUCUUCUCUGACAUCACAGUCGACCGCCGUCAUGGCCUCCAGCUACCCUCCUCCCUUUGAGGGACCAGGUGAGGUGAAGGAGGGCUUUCUCUGCCCUCUGUGCCUGAAAGACCUUCAGUCGUUCUACCAACUCCAAGACCACUACGAAGAGGAGCACUCCGGGGAUGACCGCCAUGGGAUGGGGCAGCUCAAAAAUUUGGUUCAAAAGGCCAUGAAAGCCAAAGACAAGCUCCUAAAGAGGGAUGGUGAUGACAGACCAGAUACGGGCAGUUAUGAGUCCUUCUACUACGGUGGAGUGGACCCUUACAUGUGGGAGCCUCAGGAACUGGGAGCAGCUAGAAGUCAUCUGGAUUUAUUCAAAAAACACCGGGCAGCCAGGAUAGACCAUUAUGUGAUUGAGGUCAACAAGCUCAUCAUCAGACUGGAGAAGUUGACAUCGUUUGACAGGAUCAACUCAGAUGCUGCCAAAAUCCGAGCCAUUGAGAAGUCAGUCGUUUCAUGGGUGAGCGACUCGGACGUCCCGUUUUGUCCCGACUGCGGACACAAGUUCAACAUUCGGAACAGGCGGCACCACUGUCGUCUCUGUGGGUCCAUCAUGUGUAGGAAGUGCAUGGAGUUUGUCCCAUUACCUUUAGCCCAAAAGCUGAUAAGUGGGACGCGAGAAGCCCUGUGUGUGCACGGGAGCCCCGGUCACUCCCAGUCCCCCCCGGCAGGAGGUGGCAGCAGUAGCAUGGGCUCCAGGAGAGGCAGCAUCAGCAGCCUGAGCAGUGUGACCUCCAUGCUGGAGGAGAAGGACGACGAGAAGAUCCGCUGCUGCCACCACUGUAUGGACACACUGGUGAAGAUACAGCAGAAACUGGAGGAGAAGGACCACAUGCCUGAUAUAGUGAAACUUUAUGAGAGGCUGAGGAUGUGCAUGGACAAAGUGGAUGAAAGGGCUCCAGAAUACAUCCGGAUGGCUGAGUCGCUCAAUGCCGGGGAAACUACAUACAACCUUGACACUGCCGCUGGACUCCGACUGGAAGUACAGAAAUACUAUGAACUCAUCGAUGCGUUAAGUAAGAGGAUUUUAACACUAGGAGUUAAAGAUGAUCCACAGCCACGUCCUAAGGCGCUGCAGCUGCAGAAGAUGAUCCGAUACACAGCCACACUUUUUGUUCAGGAGAAGCUGUUAGGCCUCAUGUCUUUACCCACUAGGGAGAAAUAUGAAGAGCUGAAAGAAAAGAAGAAACAAGAACAAGAGAAGAGAGUCCAACAAGAGAGACUGGCAUCCCAGGAGACCUUGAAGCGGAGGCAGGAGUCUGAGAGAAACCGUCCACCCGUCAGUACCAACGGGGAGCUGCCGCAAGCCCCGAGAGCGCCGCGCAUGACCAAAGCUGCCGGCUGGUUGCCCUCCGCAGACUCUGGUCAACGCAGUGAGUUCGAAGACCCCCUCCUACAGCAGAUUGAGAACAUUCAGUCGUUCCUCCGUCAAGCACGAGAGGCCCAGAGAGCAGACGAGGUUGCCAUGUUAGAGGAGAACCUGCGUCAGCUGCAGGACGAAUACGACCAGCAGCAGACCAGUCUGGCCAUCGCUCUCUCCCAGAAGCUGGCUAAGGAGGAGAGCUUGCAGCAGGGGGAGUUCCAUCGCCUUGAGGCCCGGGAACGGGAGGAAAGGGAGGAACGGGAACACUGGGGCCCUGCUGUGAGCUCAGCUCAGUUGGCCUUCACCAUGGAGAGGUCUCUAGAUAUCAGCCCAGUGGUCGUCUUACAGGGAGAGCAUGACACUGCAGCAGAGGAGCUGACUCCUAAAGCUGAGAGGAGCCCGGCGUCUCUAAGAGCGUUUCCUGCUCUCACAAGCCAGGAGGAGUCGCCUCCUCGUCUGAGGAGCUUAGGGGGACACAUAACCCCCCCUGGUGGUGAAGGGCAGAAUAGCACCUCUCUUAACCCUUUUGAGGAGGAGGACACUACUCCCACUGAGGAGGAUCCCAACAAUCCUUUCUCAGAAGACAUCAAGAAAGAACACAAAGAUGUACCCAACGGGAAGAAAGAAUACAACCCUUUUGAUGAAGAUGUCGAGGAGGACACUCGGGCCGACUCCGUGGCCAGGAACCCGUUUGAGGAGGAUGACAACACCGACACUCGUAACCCUUUCAUAGAGGCCUCUGGCAAUUCCCCAGGAGUAUCAACCAAUCCCUUUGACGGGGUAGAUGAAGGCGAGGCUUUGCCCGAUUUGGACAUGAUAGAGGAGGAACUGCUGCUGCAGCAGAUCGACAACAUUAGGGCCUACAUAUUUGAUGCCAAGCUCAGCAGCCGCCUUGACGAGGUGGAGCUCCUGUCAGAGAAUCUGAGAGAGCUACAGCACACCCUACAGGAGCAGAAGAAAAAGAAGCACUGACAACUUUUCUUAAAAAUCCCCCUGAUCACCUGCUACUUACCAAGUCCUGCAAGGCUAGUUCACUUUACAUGACUAAUGAGCCCGCUGAGUUUAGUACGGGUGAAGUCUUCAAGAAAGAUUAGGUCUGUCCCAAAAUUACGUGUACUAGAGACAAGUAGUCCGGAACGAUUCAUUUUCAAACACCUUUCUAAACCACUUAUCCUGCACAGAGGGCUGGAGCCAAUCCCAGCAUGCACAGUUUCUAAGCACCAUAAGUAAAACAUGUAUAUUUGUACAGGCAGCGUUGCCGAUCUCCAGCUGCAUCAGUGCAAACAUGAACAAUAGAAGAUGGAAGAAUGCCACUGUAAAGAUUGUUGUAAUGGGACCAAUGGCUGGUCCUUUGAGUUGUGUCUGACUGUGGUCUUGUGGAAGUCAGCAUGUGUGAUAUGGCUUCCUCUGCCAGAAGCUAUGAAUGAAGGCAUAACAAGUUACCAUGGCGACGGUCGAACAAACUCGCAAUGGGAUCAAAUGAUGCACAAAAUCCAUUAUUCAUUAUUUCAAGAGUUUUCCUUCCAAGGAAAUUGAGUGGCAGUAUAAAAAAAGUGUCAAAAUUUAUGAACCAUAACCUGAGAUUUUAUUUUAAUUCCACGUAUUCCUCCUCCCGGUCAGAACCUAUUGCUUUCACUACCCACAGUUUUACUCAGCUCUCCACAGGUCAGUUGGAUAUUUGGAUGUUUUAUACUCGAUGUGGCUGAUGAGGCUUUGAACGAAGAUUUUUUUUUUUGUCUUCAGCCCAUUGAUCAACAUUCUUCAUCGGCUGAAAUCUACAUCAGAUAUUUCUCUGUAGCCACUUUAGGUUUUAAACAACUGUUCGUCACAUAUACAGAAAUAAUCCCCCUUAUGAAAAAUCAACUUACUGUUCGUUUAAUUCAUGCCAAAGAACUGAACCACGACUGUUGUAACUGGAACAUGAACUAUUCCUAUACCAUCUCUUUCUUUAAUGAGACACACAAUGAAUAAGACUUUUGAGACUGUUUGGGGGCAAUUUGGUUUUUGAAGGAACCUGAUCAUUAAAUAUAUUAAGAUAUUUAUAGAUUUUUAAUUACAGGCUCAAAUUAAUAAUGCCGUCUCACCCCUU
Molecule: messenger RNA, 3676 nt
Organism: Limanda limanda (common dab)
Lineage: Eukaryota; Metazoa; Chordata; Actinopteri; Pleuronectiformes; Pleuronectidae
Product: rabenosyn-5
Exons: 12
Coding region: 214-2559 (781 amino acids)
Molecular function (GO): metal ion binding
Source: RefSeq, a predicted model, not a curated record